Molecule: messenger RNA, 2028 nt
Organism: Tigriopus californicus
Lineage: Eukaryota; Metazoa; Arthropoda; Copepoda; Harpacticoida; Harpacticidae
Product: ammonium transporter Rh type B-A-like
Exons: 7
Coding region: 174-1796 (540 amino acids)
Biological process (GO): ammonium transmembrane transport; ammonium homeostasis
Cellular component (GO): plasma membrane
Molecular function (GO): ammonium channel activity
Source: RefSeq, a predicted model, not a curated record
AGAAAAGCUCAUUAAAAACAUACGAUUUACUAUGUGUAAACUGGAACAUCGACAGAUCUCUGGCCAGUUGUUGGCAAGACUUGACCCAAGUCACAUCUGACUAUUGAGUUCUAAUUUCUAAGAGGCGAUAUAGUGUGUGAAUAGAUACAGACUUGGGUUCGUCUCGGUUCAAAAUGGGACAUCAUUAUUGGCGUCGUGCGGGUCACAUCCCCGUGAUGAUUGUCCUGCAAAUCAUCUUCAUCAUCUUAUUCGCCAUUUUCGUCAUUUAUAAUCCGAACAACGCCCAAUAUGGCGAGCACACCACGUCAGCGGGAAAAGAAAUUAUGAAGGAUUAUCCGUUGUUCCAGGAUGUCCAUGUGAUGAUCUUCGUGGGAUUUGGCUUCCUCAUGACGUUCUUGAAAAAGUACGGCUUGAGUGCCGUGUCAUUGAACAUGAUGUGCGCCGUGAUCUCACUUCAAUGGGCCACUUUGGUCAUUGGAUUCUUUCAUAUGCACUAUGAUGCUGAUGUCUUGAUUGAAGAUGGUGAGGAGAUCCAAUUGGUGGAUGGCAUUAAUACCACGGUCACCAAGUAUAGGCAUGAGUACAUCGAAUACCCUCAUGGCUAUAUCUACUUGGAUCUAAAGGAAAGUAUGUUGUUCAGUGAUUUUGCCGCAGCAGCGGUUUUAAUCUCCUUUGGUGCCGUGAUUGGAACCACCUCCCCGCUGCAACUCAUCGUCAUGACCCUCAUCGAAAUCGUUUUAUUCGUCGUCAACGAGGUGAUUGGCCGUCAGUACUUGGGCGCCAUUGACGCUGGAGAUUCCAUCUUCGUUCACACCUUUGGGGCAUAUUUUGGUUUGGCUGUCUCCAGGAUGUUGUACUCCAAGCAUGCGGUCCAAAACAAUAAGCAGGGCUCGGCUUACACCUCCGAUCUAUUCUCUAUGGUGGGUACCAUCUUUUUGUGGAUGUUCUGGCCGAGCUUCAACGGAGCUGCUGCCCUCUAUGGCGAAGCCCAACAUCGAGCCAUCUUGAAUACGUACUUCUCGCUUUGUGCCUCAGUCACGUCGGCCUUUGCCUUCUCGGCCUUGCUUAAUGAGCACAACAAGUUCGUUAUGGAACACAUUCAAAACGCUACCUUGGCUGGUGGAGUGGCUAUUGGUGCUGUGGCCGAUUUGUUUAUCCAGCCCUAUGGAGCCUUGGUGGUUGGAUCUGUUGCUGGAUUUGUUUCCGUCCUUGGAUUUGAAUAUCUGACGCCUUUUCUGGAGCGUAAGUUCAAGAUCCAUGACACGUGUGGCGUACACAACUUGCACGGAAUGCCCGGAAUCAUUGGAACCCUUUUAAGUAUCUUGUUAGCUGGUAUUGCCACCACCGAUGUCUAUGGACGAGGAUUGACUGAAGUCUACCCAGCUUUGGCUGUUCAAGAGGAUCAUGGACAUGUUACCGUACCCAUUAACCAGACUAUGCAAGCUCUCAAUCAAUUGUGGGCGGGCCUAAUCACCAUAGCUUUCGCCAUAACUGGAGGCAUAGUCACAGGUUUCAUCUUGAACCUAAUCGGUCGUUGGCAAGCUAUGGAUGAUAUGAACCGUCCGGGAUCCACGGUCGUCAAAUUGGCCUUGAACGUAGGCAACGCCUUCACUCAACAAUUGGGAAUCCGCGAGGCCUUGCCUCGAGACGCUUACUUUGAUGACAACCUGUUCUUCGAGGUUCACAACGACGAAAAGACCUUGAUCGUGACCCAACAUGAUGGCCACCGGGCUGAGUACAAUCAUGGCCAUCAGGGUGCACGCAUGCAUUCGAUUGAUAUGGGUGGUUCUCGAUAGAUCCUUACUGAGUUACAUAUUACUUCAAAGUGGCAUUCUUUGAAGAGAAAGCCUCGAAGAAACGUGGUGGAUGAAGCUGUCUGCAACGAAUGAGUGGAAUGAAAUGGUCUCAAAACUGAAACGAAGUGCAGCUUUCUAAGGGAAAUAUGUGGAACAAUAUAAAAUAUCUCGCUUAGCUCUAUGUAGAUGUGUUUGGUUUGUCAAUGUCGAAUUAUAUUGGUGUUAAGUGAUA